ACUCCUGAAGAGAAGGCUUUGGUCAUCGGCCUGUGGGCCAAGGUGAACGUGAAAGAAUAUGGUGGUGAGGCCCUGGGCAGGCUGUUGGUUGUCUACCCAUGGACCCAGAGGUUCUUUGAGCACUUUGGGGACCUGUCCUCUGCUUCGGCUAUCAUGAACAACCCUAAAGUGAAGGCCCAUGGCGAGAAAGUGUUCACCUCCUUUGGUGACGGCCUGAAGCACCUGGAAGACCUCAAGGGCGCUUUUGCUGAGCUGAGUGAGCUGCACUGUGACAAGUUGCACGUGGAUCCUGAGAACUUCAGGCUCCUGGGCAAUGUGCUGGUGUGUGUGCUGGCCCGCCACUUUGGCAAGGAAUUCUCUCCAGAGGCACAGGCUGCCUAUCAGAAGGUUGUGGCUGGUGUGGCGAACGCCUUGGCUCACAAAUACCACUGAGAUUCUGGCCUAUUUCCUGGUAUCCAUUGGAAGCCCUGUUUCCCUAGAUGCUAU
Trichechus manatus latirostris (Florida manatee) is the source of this 486-nucleotide messenger RNA. Its product is annotated as hemoglobin subunit beta. Gene Ontology annotation, molecular function: heme binding; hemoglobin alpha binding; oxygen carrier activity. Gene Ontology annotation, biological process: hydrogen peroxide catabolic process; oxygen transport. The record is from RefSeq and is a predicted model, not a curated record. Lineage: Eukaryota; Metazoa; Chordata; Mammalia; Sirenia; Trichechidae. The annotation marks the transcript as partial. The transcript has 3 exons. Gene Ontology annotation, cellular component: haptoglobin-hemoglobin complex; blood microparticle; hemoglobin complex.